Loxodonta africana (African savanna elephant) is the source of this 1488-nucleotide messenger RNA. RefSeq names its product olfactory receptor 2AT4-like. Gene Ontology annotation, biological process: G protein-coupled receptor signaling pathway; detection of chemical stimulus involved in sensory perception of smell. Gene Ontology annotation, molecular function: olfactory receptor activity; G protein-coupled receptor activity. Lineage: Eukaryota; Metazoa; Chordata; Mammalia; Proboscidea; Elephantidae. Gene Ontology annotation, cellular component: plasma membrane. The transcript has a single exon. The record is from RefSeq and is a predicted model, not a curated record. Bases 48 to 1013 code for a protein of 321 amino acids.
CUCCUGCUACCCAUCCCUGGAUUUUAAUUCACCUGCUUUAAUUCACCAUGGAGACUAUAACAUGUAAUGGAUCAGUGGACUCCUUGCCUAUUUUCUACCUCCUGGGCAUCCCCUCUCUGCCAAAAUCCCUCUUCCUUCCUAUCUUCUUUGUCUUUCUUCUCCUCUAUCUGCUCGUCCUGGUGGGUAAUGCUCUGAUCUUAGUGGCCGUGGUAGCAGAGCCCAGCCUCCACAAGCCCAUGUACUUCUUCCUAAUUAACCUCUCCACCCUGGACAUCCUUUUCACCACAACCACUGUCCCCAAGAUGUUGUCCCUGCUCCUACUUGGGGACCACUUCCUCAGCUUCUCUGCCUGCUUCCUGCAGAUGUACCUCUUCCACAGCUUCUCCUGCUCAGAAGCCUUCAUCCUGGUGGUCAUGGCCUAUGACCGCUAUGUGGCUAUCUGCCGCCCACUGCACUACCCUGUCCACAUGACCCCACAGACCAACGCUGCACUGGCAGCCAGUGCCUGGCUCACUGCUCUCCUCCUGCCCAUCCCAGCAGUUGUACAGACCUCUCAGAUGGAUUUUGACAACAUUGCCCACAUCUACCACUGCUUCUGUGACCACCUGGCUGUGGUCCAGGCCUCUUGCUCUGAUACCACCUCCCAGACCUUCAUAGGCUUCUGCAUCGCCAUGGUGGUGUCAUUCCUGCCCCUUCUGCUGGUGCUUCUCUCCUAUGCCCACAUCCUGGCCUCAGUACUUCACAUCAACUCCCAUGAAGGACGCUCAAAAGCCUUUUCCACCUGCAGCUCCCACCUCCUAGUGGUUGGCACCUACUACUCAUCUGUUGCCAUAGCCUACAUGGCCUACAGAGCUGAACUGCCCCUCGACUUCCACAUCAUGGGCAACAUGGUGUAUGCUAUUCUUACACCUGUCCUCAAUCCUCUCAUUUACACCCUGCGGAACAAGGAUGUUAAAGCAGCCAUCACCAAAAUGGCAUACGCCCAGGACUCAAAUCAUCCUGGGAAACCCUGAUUCGUAGGUGUAACUUGAUCUGCUCACAGACACCAAUAAUAAUAGAAGGAAAUGUGGAAAAUUCAGGCAGCUAGGUAAUUACAAGGAAACCCUGGUGGCAUAGUGGUUAAGAGUCAUGGCUGCUAACCGAAAGGUUGGCAGUUCGAAUUCACCAGGUGCUCCUUGGAAACCAUCUGGGGCAGUUCUACUCUAUCCUUUAGGGUCGCUAUGAGUCAGCAUCGACUCGAUGGCAACAGGUUUGGUUUUUUGGUUUUUAGGUUGUUACAUUUCUAUUAAUUCAAAAUAAUUUUGAUUCUCAGAGAUUCCAAGUACUUCACUAGCAAGAAAUUCAGUCUUUUUCUCUUGGGUCUCUUAAACACUUUUGAAAAUCUCCAAGAUUGCUGACAUAAUUGUGAAUCAGCUUUGUCCUUUUUGGUGCCUAUUGGUGGACUGGAAGCUUAGAAACACCCCUCAAGGAAAAAGUCUGAAACUGGUA